AUGGCCGAACUAGACGAGGCCAAGAACGACGCACUGGCCUGUGCCUGCGCUGGCACGGCGCUGGGCAGCAAAGGCAAAUGGGGCCGCGGCCACGGUCCCUGCGUCUCUGGCUCAUGGAGUGCCGAGUGCAACAUCCUCCUCUUCCUGCUCCAGAAAAAAGGCCGGGUGGUGCCCGGCGGCCAGUCGCCGGACGGGCAGCGCCGCUCCGUGCCUGGCAGCCCUGGCGGCAGCCCCAGCGGCGGCCUCUCGCUGAUGCCGCCCGCGGCGCACAGGGCGCGCGCCGGGCAGGCGCGCUGUGAGGUGCACCUGGCCGUGCCCCCGCCCCUGCCCCGGCCGCACCUCUCCCUGCUGCCCUCUUCGGGGUGCCCCGCCGGGGAGCCCCAGCUCCCCUCUGCAGCAUCCCUGGGCCUCGCCGCCUCCCCAUCCCUGGGCCUCGCCGCCUCCCCUGCUCGUCACCCGCUGGCCGUGCCCACCGCCGCCGCCGCCGCGUCCCGGCCGGGGUCCAACGCUGGCGCAGUCGGCAUUAGCCCGGAGCUCUCCGCGGGGAAGGCGGGCAAGAUGCUGCGGGCGGCCAGGAGCACCAUGGCCGCGCAGAAGGCGCUCCGCAGCAUGCAGCAGGGCAUGUACAAG
Prorocentrum cordatum is the source of this 630-nucleotide messenger RNA. NCBI's taxonomy places the organism in Eukaryota, Dinophyceae, Prorocentrales, Prorocentraceae. The record is from the annotation of a GenBank genome assembly.